Molecule: messenger RNA, 1730 nt
Organism: Sebastes umbrosus (honeycomb rockfish)
Lineage: Eukaryota; Metazoa; Chordata; Actinopteri; Perciformes; Sebastidae
Product: protein FAM237A-like
Exons: 2
Coding region: 695-1225 (176 amino acids)
Source: RefSeq, a predicted model, not a curated record
GUGAAUUAUUAGCCUGUAACUAAAAAAUGUUUGGACCUAUAUAGUAUAAUAAAAGAUAAAGUGUUAGCCCAUAUGUUUGCCUUCUGAAAUGCAUUAAGCUUAUAGCAUAAUUUUAAAGCUAUAGGCCUAAAAGUAUUGAUAAUUUAAGAGUUGGAAGAGCCAGUGGAUUAACUCCUGAUUCACCAGGUUGAUCAGUGAGUGUGCAGAGCUAAACCUCAGACAUGUCCUUUCUUUUACAACACAUGCUCACUAAUUUCUCAUUUAAUAAUAAUAAUAAUUUGUACAUUUUCAAGGUGGCAAUUCAGCAGUUAGUUUUGCAUAUUUUCCACAAUGCAAGUUUAAUGAGUAAUUGGAAAGUAAUGCAACAAAGAGGGUCAAAUGAUUACAGAAGCUGAACUAAAAUAGCAUGGGAAAGAUGAUUUACCUGAACAUGAUCAAGAGUCUUAGUCAAUAUUGAUAAUUGCAGGAAAAUGUUCUUAAAGGUUAAACUACAAAAUAAGGCUGUACAUAUUUUAAAACACAUAAGUACACAAGUCAUUGACGUCAGUUAAGAGCCACCAGAUAUUUACCAAACUCCAAUCAACACAUGCUCACUAAAUUCUCGUUUAAUAAUAAUAAUUUGUACCUUUUCAAGGUGGCAAUUCAGCAGUUAGUUUUGCACAUAUAAAUAAAAUAGUCAUAGUCAACUUUAUGCAUGAUCAAUGGUAUAGAAACAUUUGACCUGUUGCAUCCUGUGCAGAUGGUCCCAGUGCUCAUGAACAUGGCCACAGUGUUCGUGCUGAGCUGCAUGUGUGCCGAGCCGCUGCAGAGCCACAAGCCGGCUCACGUGGACCCCCUGGCGGCCCCGAGGUCCAACCCGCAGUGCUGGGAGUCCUCCUCGGCUCUGCUGCUGGAGAUGCGCUCCCCGAGGAUCGCUGACACGGUGCCCGCUCUCUGGGACCUCAUGGUGUUCCUCAGGUCGUCAGACAACAGCAAACACACGGCGUUGUUCUGGGACCUGGCCCGGGUCUUCUGGGACCUCUAUCUGGAUUGCGUGUUGUCCAGGAGUCACGGCCUGGGGCGGAGACACAUCACCGCUGUACACUCCCUCAUCUCUGACAAGCCCUUCAGAUUCAACAGCUCAGGAGCGAACUCCCGGGUGCGGCUCAGUGUCAGAGUGAGACCCAGAGGACACAUCAAGACCCUGAAGACCAAACCCAGAUCAAACACACACUACCACAAAUAAUUCAUAUUAUUUCCCGGUUUAUUAAUAUUUCUUUCCCCAGUGAAAAACUAGAAUAGUUAACACUAUAAUAUCCUCACAGGUUGGCUUACUUAAAGGGUAUCUGUGGCUCUCAAUAGCGAGUUUCAUAGACAUAGGCCUACUUUAUUAGUGGUAAUUAACAAUAAGGUGUCCUGAUAAAUAAAACUAAUGGACAGGGAGGAGGCCUCAGCUGUAUAUUAUCACUUUAUAUCACAGCCCACAGAAAAGGAAAUUGGUAUCCAUUUUAAAAAGUUUGUUUUUUGUAGGUUGUUUAAUUAUUUCUAACUGGUAACACUGCGUGAAUAACUGUAUUGUUUCUAUGGUUACCUUACACACUGAUUCAAAACUGGUGAUCAAAACUAUAUUUGACGUUUUAUUUUUGCGAUCAUAAUGUUCCUAUGUGAUAUGUCCCAAUCAAAAGUAAUAUUUUUAUGUGAUGAUGUAGGAUUACCUGUUUGUUUUUUUCAUUUUAAGUAUAAUAAAUUCA